Halteromyces radiatus is the source of this 424-nucleotide messenger RNA. RefSeq lists its product as uncharacterized. The annotation marks the transcript as partial. NCBI's taxonomy places the organism in Eukaryota, Fungi, Mucoromycota, Mucoromycetes, Mucorales, Cunninghamellaceae. The record is from RefSeq and is a predicted model, not a curated record. The transcript has a single exon.
CAUGCAACUUAAACAAAUCAUCUUCUCUUUGGCUUUGUUCUUUAUUGCUUUCCAAGCUGUUGAAGCAAAGCAACGAUACUUUAUGUGGUGUGGUGAAAGCAAAUCAUUGGAUUCUACUGCUCCUAGUUACGAAUGUGGACGAAGCACCAAUUGGUAUUACUUUAGCAGUGAUAUGCCUGCUGUUGGUGGUAAAUGGGCUUACUACAACCCUGACAGUGAAUACAUCCAACCUUUUAUUAAAUGUUGUAAAGAUGCUGGAAAGAACGCUUAUGUUUCCCAUGUUGAUUGGUACAACUACACUGGUAUCGCUUCCUUGGCUGGUACCAUCGCAAGUCUUCUUGGUCUUGCCAUCGCUGUUGCUGCUUAAAUCUAUUAGACUUUUUGAAACUAGAACAUCACUCUAUAAAGUUUAGCAAAUAAAAAC